ACCAAUCCGCGUUAAGCUCCGCGCUCCGACAACAAACAAAAGAGCCAGGCUAAAGUGAGCUCAUUACGGACCAGGUUUAGUCCCCGCGGAGCCCGUCCCAGCCCGCUCCGUGGACUCUCCAGCCCCUCCGCCGCCAACACUUCACCCGCACCGAUCCACGCCGAGUCCAGCCUCCGGACCGUCUCUGCUCUGGCUCAUGUCAAGCCCAGACAUCUGAGGAUCUCUGCACCUUUAACCAUUAGCCAGGUUAGCUCCGUGCUAACGGUGGCUCACGGAGGCACUGCUCUGUCUGCGCGCUCAGAGAAAAGCUGACACUGACUGGGCCACUGGACUCGGGCUUGUUGCUGACAAGCCGAUCCGAGCGCUGAGGUGAAGAUGUCGGGGCAGACAUCGGGCUGUGGGUUCCUCAUGUCGGUGGUGGUUCACGGAGACUCAACUCUGAACGAGCAGGAAAAGGAGCUGAACCAACGGCUACGGCGUCUGUACCCCGCCGUGAAUGAAAACGAGACCCCGCUGCCUCGCUCCUGGAGCCCCAAAGACAAGUUCAGCUACAUCGGCCUGUCCCAGAACAACCUCCGGGUUCAUUAUAAAGGUCAUGGCAAAACACCUAAAGACGCUGCGUCGGUGAGGGCCACUCACCCCAUCCCCGCCGCCUGUGGGGUUUACUACUUCGAGGUCAAGAUCAUCAGCAAGGGUCGCGACGGGUAAGUGUCUAUCACCACUUCCUUUACUACU
Boleophthalmus pectinirostris (great blue-spotted mudskipper) is the source of this 735-nucleotide messenger RNA. Its product is annotated as ran-binding protein 9-like. NCBI's taxonomy places the organism in Eukaryota, Metazoa, Chordata, Actinopteri, Gobiiformes, Gobiidae. The transcript has 2 exons. The record is from RefSeq and is a predicted model, not a curated record. Gene Ontology annotation, cellular component: cytoplasm. Bases 376 to 708 code for a protein of 110 amino acids. Gene Ontology annotation, biological process: cytoskeleton organization; cell surface receptor signaling pathway.